AUGCGCCUCACCGCCCACCGCUCCUCGACCUCGCUCGUCGCCUCUCUCGCCCUCGUGCUCGUCCCGCUCGUCGCGGCCGACGACGACAGCGGGUGCACGAUGAGCGCCGGCAGCGACCUCAUGAACUGCCUCGGGACGUGGGCUUCGAUGCCGCCCGUGCUGUCGGCGACGGGCCUCGCCGUGGGUCCGAGCGCCGAGGACUUGUGCCGCCAAUACUCGCAGAUGGCUGACUGUUGGGCCGCCGGGACGUACUGCGCCGAGUGGCUCCCCGUCCGCACAGCCGCCGACAAGUUCUGCGCGCUCGCCCAGGCCGACAACAUCGGGUCGUCGGCGUCGCUCGUCCCGAGUUCGGCGCUCUCGUCCGUCGAAGCCGAGGCGUCGCGCGUCGUCACCUCGAUCUGGAACAACGACUCGGGCUCGUCGGUCCCCUCGAUCACGAACGACCUCGAGACGCGCUCGCGCCCGACGGCGACGCACGCCGAGACGGCGCCGGCCCAGACGGGCACGGCGGCGACUGUGGCACCGUCGGCGUCGGCGUCGGGGAGCCACGCAUAG
Rhodotorula graminis WP1 is the source of this 555-nucleotide messenger RNA. RefSeq lists its product as uncharacterized. The transcript has 5 exons. Bases 1 to 555 code for a protein of 184 amino acids. NCBI's taxonomy places the organism in Eukaryota, Fungi, Basidiomycota, Microbotryomycetes, Sporidiobolales, Sporidiobolaceae. The record is from RefSeq and is a predicted model, not a curated record.